AUGUCUUCUGGUACUAUAGCACAAUUAAAUUCAGCAUUGGUGACAAUGUAUUCCAAUGUUCCCCAACAGGAAAAAAUGACGGCGACCCAUUAUUUGGAAGAAUUCCAAAAGUCACAACAAGCAUGGGAUAUAGUUCAUCAAAUCUUAAAUAAUGAUGAUGACAAUGCAAAUAUUCAAUUGAAAGUAUUUGCUGCCCAAACAUUACGAUCGAAAAUCAUUUAUGAUCUAUCAGCACAGUUUCCCGAAUCGAAUUUUGAAAAUUUGAAAAACUCAUUAUUGGAUAUAUUAGGUAAAUACACUGCCCCAAAUCAAAAAUUGAUCCGUACCCAAUUAUCCAUUGCAUUAUCUCAUUUUGCAUUACAAUAUUUAUCUUGGAGAAAUGCACUUUCAGAAAUUAUUAAUAAAUUGUCGUCACUGGAAACUUUAUUACCUGUUUUACUAGAGUUUUUAAAGAUCUUACCUGAAGAAUUAUCAGACGUGAAAAAGACCAAUUUAACUGAUUCCGAAUUUAAUCAAAGAACUCAAGAAUUGAUUUCUGAUAAUGUUGAACAAGUUAUGAUGAUUUUGAAAAAUUUGACAGAAUCAAAUACCAGUAACAAUGCAUCUUUAAAUUCCUCCAUUUUAGAUUGUCUAAAUGGUUGGAUUAAAGAAUGUGCUGUGGAACAAGUUUUGCAAGUAAACUCUUUGGUUUCUUUAGUAUUUCAAAGUUUAUCCAAUGAUCAAACAUUUGAAAAGGCUAUUGAAUGUUUAGUCACCAUCAUUCGUGAGACUAGAGAUAUCGAUAAUUAUGAAAUCAUUGAUGCCUUGUAUCAGCAGGUUUUACAAUUAAACAAAUAUAUGCAUGAAAAUACGCCCGAAAAAUUGGAGGAUCCAGAUUAUAUGGAUGGUUUAACUAGAUUAUACGUUGAGUGUGGUGAGUCAUGGCACGUCUUGAUUGGCAAGAACCCGGCCCAUUUUAAGCCUUUAGUAUUGAUUAUCUUAGAAUGCACAAAAUACGAGGAAGAUUUGGAUAUUGUCAAAUAUACUUUCCAAUUUUGGUAUCAAUUGAAACAAUUGAUCACAUUGCCUAAAUUCCAAGAGUCCAAAGUUGAAUUCAGUGAUAUUUAUUUACAAUUAAUCACGGUGAUCAUUAAACAUUUGACGUAUCCAAUAAGCAGUAAUGAUAAUGAUUUGUUUAACGGUGACAAAGAACAAGAAGAUAAAUUCAAAGAGUUUAGAUACGAAAUGGGUGAUGUGUUGAAAGAUUGUUGUGCAGUUGCUGGAGCCACCAAGGCAUUACAAGUACCAUUUGAACAAAUUCAAAAUAUAAUUUCCAAUUCUCAGGGGCAAUGGCAAUAUUUGGAAGCACCUUUAUUUUCAAUGAGAACCAUGGCCAAAGAAGUUCCAUUGAAAGAAAAAACCAUUUUGCCUACAAUUAUGUCUUAUUUGGUUCAAUUGCCAGAACAUCCAAAAAUUAGAUAUGCGGCUACUUUAGUUUUAGGCAGAUACACUGAAUGGACAUCCAAGCAUCCUGAAUUUUUGGAACCACAAUUGAAUUACAUUACCAAAGGGUUUGAAGUGGCUGAUAAGAAUAACGAUAUUAUUAUGGCCACAUCUCAUGCAUUGAUGUAUUUCUGCCAAGAUUGUUCUGCAUUGCUUGUCAAUUAUUUGGAGCAAUUAUACAUGUUGUACGGACAAGUGAAAGAUCAAAUGGAUUUGGAAUCAAAUUAUGAAUUAGCUGAUGGUUUAGCUCAUGUUAUUGCUAAAGUUCCUGAAGCGAACUUGUACAAGACCACAGAGAUGUUCAUUGAACCAACAAUGAAUUAUUUGACUAAGGUUUUGACAGAGACUGCAACUGAUGAAAUAAACAAAUUGAUUGCUGAUCAGAUUGAAGUUAUCAGUAUAUUUAUUGAAGUUUUAAAAUGUCCUGAUUCUGAUUGGGAAAAGCCAAAGUAUCCAGUUGCUGAUUUAUUUGUUGAUAAAAUUUGGCCAUUGACCACUCAGAUUUUAAGCAAAUUUGGAUCUUCUGUUAUUGUUAGUGAAAGAUGUAUGAAAUUGUUGAAAAAUGCCAUUAAAUCUUUUGGGUUAUUCUUGAGUGGUAUUUUACCAGAUUUAGCUAAUCUUUUGCAUCAAGGAUUACAAUCUACUCAAUUUGGGUGUUACAUUUGGGUCACCGGGGUUUUGAUUAGAGAGUUUGGUGAUGAGUAUUCCACAGAAGCCAUUAAAAAUGCCGUAUAUGAAUUUGGAUUACAACAGUCUUUGACUGUGUUUGAUUUAUUAUUUUCCAAAAAUGAACAACAAUUGAAACAAAUUCCCGAUGUCAUUGAAGACUUUUUCCAUAUGAUCAAUGAUUUAUUAAUGUUUUAUCCAUUCCAAUUGAUUCCAAAGUUUGAUAUUUUAAAGAAUAUUUUCAAAGUUGUCGACUUGACAUUAUCGUAUGUUAAUGAAUUUGAACCAAUAAUAUCAUGUAUUCAUUUUAUGAUAGAUUUGAUUUCUUGGGGGUUACCACAUCCACCAAUUUCAUUAUUUGAUAUGGGUGACACAACAUCUUUGAGGGAGGCUGUACAACAGUUUUUAUUGAUUGACAAUCAAGGAGGAGAAUUAUUGCGUGUUACUUUGAAUGGUAUUCUUUUCAAGUUCCACAAUGAUAUUCAACAGGAUGCCAAUGAUUUGAUAUUGAAAAUAUUAAUUGUGGUUCCUAAUAACGAUAUUGCCUUAGGUUGGCUUAAACAAGUGGUUGAGGCUUUACCGAAUGUCAAUGAAAAGGAAACUGGUAGAUUAUUAAAUACAGUGAAAGUGGCCUUACCUAAUAAAGACAACAGAAGAGUUAGAUCAGCAUUGAGAGAUUUUAUAAAUUGGUAUUCAAGAAGAAAUGUAACUCCUAGAUCAGAAUUUUGA
Molecule: messenger RNA, 2877 nt
Organism: Candida dubliniensis CD36
Lineage: Eukaryota; Fungi; Ascomycota; Pichiomycetes; Serinales; Debaryomycetaceae
Gene: MTR10
Product: Mtr10p
Exons: 1
Coding region: 1-2877 (958 amino acids)
Biological process (GO): protein import into nucleus
Cellular component (GO): nuclear membrane; cytoplasm
Molecular function (GO): small GTPase binding
Source: RefSeq, a predicted model, not a curated record